Messenger RNA from Paramuricea clavata, 11524 nucleotides. The record is from the annotation of a GenBank genome assembly. NCBI's taxonomy places the organism in Eukaryota, Metazoa, Cnidaria, Anthozoa, Malacalcyonacea, Plexauridae.
CGGCAUUUCUCCCAGCAACAGAAAAAAUAAAAAUAACAAAUUAAUUUCACUUCUGCAGACCCGUUUGGUAUAAAAGGAGGUGAGAACUUUGAGCACAGCACAAGUUACAAAUUUUUGCGACGCUGUGAAGUGUGAAGAUCAAGAUUUUAUAAAAAAUGAAUCAAGCUAUUCUGUGUCUUCUUGGCUUGGCCGCCAUGAUCGCCAUGUCUAGUAAGUAAAUAAAUUAUAAGAGAAAAUUAUUCCAGCGGAAAAGUAUUAAACUGUAGCGCUGUUCGGUCUGCAUACGCUUGUCUACAUAUAGGCAAUUUUCCAUUGCAGUCGCUUUGCCCGCGCGGGCGGAGCGAAUAUUACUCAACUUUCUCUGUAGUUGCCUAACCUGUGCAUUGUUUGUCCGCCUGAAUGCUCGCGGACACGCCAUGAAAGUAGAACUACUUUCAACUUUCUUGGCGCGUCCGGGCGACUGAUUUUUCACGUGAUUAAAAUUGGUCGCUCCGCCCGCGCGUGCAAAGCGACUGCAAUGGAAAAUGGCCUUAUGAGUCUCCAGCUGGCAAUAAAAAUUCUUCAACUAUAAACUUCAUGUUCUUGCAAAGCUUCUUCAUGUCACCUUGAUCAUGUAUUUUACUUAAUCGAAGAAGGAAAAUGCACUGCGGCUGUCACCACUUCGUUUAAGUCCAUAUAAAAAAAAUGUAAACUAUAAACUUAACACGUGCAAAGAAACGUACCGCAUCUCUAUACUUACAAAUACCGGAGCGUACCGCAUCUUAUAUAUACUUACAAUAAUAAUCUUUAUUUGCAUAAUUUCAAGAUUAAUUACAACCAACGGCAACCUAUAAUUCAUAUAACCAAAAGUAUAGAACCGUUCUUUUCAAAACAGCUUUUACCACAGAGCUGCAUGCUUGCUAAUGUGUGAAACACGCUUUCCUGCUUCAGAAGAAAUACCAUCAUAUUUCUAACUACAUUUAAAUUUAAUCUAACGAAAUAUUACGUAGAACUAACCCAUCAAAUUUAUGAUCCGGUAGAUCCAAGAACAUUCAAGUCUGUUUGCCGAUUAAAUGUCGCACCACUCGCCCACUAUAUAUGAACUUAUAUCAACGCGAACAUGUUGCUAAACUUAGUUCUUGUUAGUUUAUUCGUCAUUGCUUUUGCAUGCUUUGUUUUCUUGUUUUGUGUUUAAUUGCUUUAUGUCUGUUUAAAUUUCUAAAGCAAUUAGAUAUACUAUAAGUUGAUUUUUUUGGAACCCUGUUAUUGGAGAACUAUCACUGUGAGGAAACUCCAGUCACUUGUAACCAUAAUAUUCUAUAGAUCUAUUGCAAUGGCAAACUUGUAAACAAAAUAAAAUAAAAAAAUAAGUGACAAUCGCCAUAAGGACUGUUUGAUUGCCUUCAAAUUAAAACUUAAUUCGACACUGAACGCAGCAUUUUGCAAAAGCAUCCUUUUUGGCUGCUCUAUAUCUUGAAAAGAAGAAUCGUGCAUCAAGAAUCUUAUUGGAAAUUAGCUAUUAUUGGCGAAGCUCAUGCAUGCAUAUAGGUCGAUUGCCUUUCUAACGAAUUCAUGGUUUAGUUAAAAAAUUUUAAUGUGUAAUUUCAACGAUUCCUCAGAUGUUUUAUUACGAAACAGCAGUGUUGUAAUAUAGCGGGAAUGAGAACGAAAGAACUGUAGAAAUAACAGCGGGCUCGUCAAAUAAAAACAUCUUAUUGUAUUUUUUAGCUUCAGAACCUAAAAAACGGGAAGAAGUUUUACCACCCACGACGGAGAACCCUGGAUCCAGUGAGAUGAAUCCUGAAAACAAUAAGAAACCUGAAGGAAUUCAGAAGAAACCUAAAUCUAGUAAGGAAGACUCAGCAUACCCGGGCCAUUCAGGUAAGACAGAAUAUUAAACCAGUAAGACAAAACCCAAGUUUCCCAUGGGUCCAAUAAAGCAGAAGUUUAAAUUCAGUGAAAAAAUUCCCAAAUGCUCGCGAAUCCAUGUGGUACGAUUAAGACUUAAUAAGGCAUUGGACCAUUUAGAUUGUCUCGUUCGGAAAAAAACGUUUAUAAAAUAUAGCUUAGCUAUUUAUCAUUUAUAGACCAGGAGCGAGGGGGAUUCGGCGUAAUAUUUCCCGAAGUGAUGAUAUUUUCCGAGGGGCUUUGCCCCGAGGAAAAUAUCAUCACUGAGGGAAAUAUCGCCGAAUUCCCCGAGCGGAGGGUCUAUAAAUGAUAAUUAUAUUAUACCGAAAGUUAAAGAACUCACUAAGAGUCUAUUAAGUUCAGAAUAAACUUUAAAACUUGCUGAAUAUUAAUAACUACGCGAAUACAAUUUUUAAUUUCUUAUCUAUACCUGAGUUUUUGACGUUUUCUCCUUAAAAUAUUUGAGCAAGUAUCCUUUGGAUCGUUGAAGGUAACAUAGACGUGUUGAAAUCUUUGGUUUACUUAUUAAAUCUUCUGUAGUUCUGUUCGAAAUUAAUACAAACAACAGCUCGCGAACGCUAUAUUGUUUCAGAGCGUGGCGUCCACGCGUCGCGCGUGAGCAUGGGGUACUAUAAUAUCCCACUGUGGAUCUGCCGUGGGAUAUUAUAGUAUCCCACGCUGGAUUGCGAAAUCAUGAAUUUGAGUGAAUUACCGUAAAAAAUCACGCUAUCACGUGGUGUACAAAUGCUGUUUUUUCACUGGACAAUUUGAAUUUGAGAUAUAAUAUUAGAAUAUAUACUUUGCCUGAAAGCGAUAAGGUGUCGGUCGUCUUGGAUUAAUACUCGAUCUAAUUUACUGUGGUUUGAUGACAUCAAGAGUGGUCUUAUUAAACUAUCUCUAUAAAGAAACCGAAAAAGAUCAAAAUUUGUUUAAAAUAUAUCCCUUCAAUUUUAAAUAGAAACAACAAACGAGUUUUCAGAUCAUACUGAUCUCACUUGUAAAGUACGCGCGUAAGAUACAUACCCUGCAUGAAUAAUUAAAGAUGGCGACAGCACACUGUCUAAAAAGAUCAAAAUUUGAGACUUUUAAUCAACCUUACCCACACACAUACCCCACCCACCCUUACCUCUAAUCUUGGAUAAGGGUCAAUAAUUCGAAACUACUUAAGUAUAGAUGGUGGGGAUCAUCUGGCUUCGGUUAUACUAGUAAGAUUCAUGAAGAAACCUGGAUGGAAUAAAUAUUUGGACCAAUAAAACUUCGAACCUCAUCUUGAAACUCGCAAUUUUAGGAGAACAACAUACAGCCUUUAAUGAUCAUAACCAUUUUCAUUUAAAUUACGUUCAUUAAGAUUAACUGUGCUAUAUUUUAUGUCAUGUAGAUAAAGCUAAUGGUACAAAAAAAGUCUGCUUUAAAGGUAAGAUUUAAAGUACAUUUAUUCCAAUACCAAAAAAACCUCCCCAGCUUCUGAAGUGAUUAUUAUUUGAAUUCUUAUCUUGUGUAAAAAUGUCUCACAUUCAAUCAUGGAUCUAUCAAAUUGCUCCGGGCCCCCACCUCAAUGGGGCCCCAACUUGAAAGAGAGAGCCUAAAAUUAGAUUCUUUACGUAGGUCAGCGCAUUUUUGAAAUUGAGGGCCACUUACACUAGCUCCACAUGAAGCCUAUCUAAGGUAUAGUCGAUCGUCAGGGUGACUGUCUUGGGUCUAGCUUAAAAAUAAUGAUGUCAUGCGGCCCCCAGAGAAGAUUUGUCCCAGGUUCCGCCCGUAAUUUGUUGGAAAAAACACACCCCAGUUGGUUUACCAGCAUAGUCUGUAUAUCAGAUAAAAUCGGAUGUGAAUAUUUUAUCGUUCUUCUAAAACGACCAAUCUUAUGAGUUCAUAAGUUCAUUGGCGAAGUAAUUUUAAAAAUAAACAUUGUCUUAGCCGAUAAAAUCAAAGCUAAGGCUUAUGUAAAUCAGGACAAAUAUUUAUGCGAUCUACAAACACUGAUUAAACAUUCAUUUCUUUUGAAUUUUCUUCAUGAAGUAUUAACGCGUUUUAUAAAUAUAGAUAAUUAUAUUGUAAACUAAGGGUCUAAAUCAAAAAGUUUUCUAAACUGUUAAAGGUUUGUAUAUAUAGACUCCCAUCCCCAAAUUUCUAUAUUUUGUUAUAUUCAUGUAAAUAUAUUUAUUAAAUACAUGACAAAUUUACUGCAAUCUGAUUGGAUAAGAUGAGUGCAAUUAUUUCAUUAAUUAUUUAUCAGUGGCAAAUACUGCAAUUUCAUUGGUUUACAGGAGUGCGAUUUGAGCAUUAAACGCACCUUUUUCUGAGCUGUAAUCACAUUCUUGUCUACAGCCAAUGAAAAUCAGUCUAGUAUUUACAACUAGCCAAUCAGCAUUCAGAAUACAAACUUAGAAAUUUAUUUCCUUUAUUGUUGUAAAAAAUUUCAAAAUGGAGGAAUUCACAAAUUUUGACCUUUUAAUUUGGAAUUCUAUAAUCGACCUAAUAAUCGAAUUCUAUAAUCGCUGACUUUUUAACAGCUAUCAGCACCAAAAAAAUUCUUACUUUGGCUGAAUUAAGGUCGGCAAAAAAUUGCCUACCUGGGAGGUUGAUAGAUCGGCAUUUAGGUCGGCAUUGCCGAAUGCUGACCUCGUUUUCGAGGGCUGUUAAAUUAUAUAUUUUCUGACGAAAAUGACCUACCUAGCUGUUCUUCCAGCAGAAGACACCGAACUACAAUCAGUUUCAAAAGUCUUGGGACAGAUGCCACAAAAAACCUUUGAAUUCCAACAAACGUCAAUCCCCCCGCCCCCUGUCCAGUGUUAUGCCCCAUUUCUCGUCAGGUUUGACGUGUUUUGGUUGGAGCAACAUUGAUUGGGGUGGGGGGAGGGGGAGGUGAACGGUAUUGUGUGUAAAAAACUGUAGUGAUCCACUUACAAUCUUAAACUACAUGUGUCCCAACAACUUCUGAAAGUGAUUGUCUGGGCCCCAUAUGCCAUAACCCCAUUGUAUAUCUCAAAAGUACAGGGGAUAGAAUGCUCUGCGAACGAAGUAUUUCUGCUCCAUUUCGUUCACAGAAGUUCUAUUAUUACAUUUUAAAACAAUUAAGUACCAUUAAAGUUCUGAAAGUUAAUAAUUAACAGGAUAUGAAUAUAACUUGUUAUGUCAUAUAGCAUUCUUAAUCGUUGUUUGUUUUUACAAAUUUCGGCAGAGCACAAGUGGGUUAUUUGAGAGGUUGUAUAAAGUCCGUCAAUAUAAAGAUAGGUAUCGCGAAUGUUUUACGCUAGAUAUGUCACACUUACUGUUAAUUUAUAGCAUAGUAAUAUAACAUCCGGUUACUUUCGCAUGCGAGUAACGGCUGAGUCAACUGCUAAUUUGGGUACUCCGAAGGUAAAGAACGUUUGCUUUAUAAUCGCUUAUGGUCAAUGUGACAUUUCACAUCGUUCUAAAGCAGAAUUUGCAGAUAUAAUUGUCGACGCAUGGGAAGGAAGGAGCACUAAGUAGGUGGGAAUGUCGGAGGCUCAUGGAAAGGGCGGUAGUCACUUCCACACGGCAAAAAAAAAUUGUCCACAAGAGCGAGGUGGCGAGCUAUCGGAGAGCUCGAGAAGAGUAAAUGUGGCAUUUAAUUGAACGUUUCCGCAGACAAUCUCAAAAAUUACUAUUCCGCAUAUUUGUACGUGGUAAAGGAAGACCCGGACUAGGUGAUUUCUCCAGGGCUUAUAGACCUCCCCAAUGCUGACGCGUUAGCGAGUACUAGCGCGACCCGCCGAAGCAAGAAAGUCGCACAGUCUUCCAAAAAUAUGUAACGAAAGGGACUCGCAGUAUACGGCGUUGUACGCAUCAUACAACACUGACGUUAGUGUUAUACGCUAAUUAUGCUAAUAAGCGUUUCCGGACGAGACGAAUGCAAUGAAACUAACAUCGGUUGACACUUCGAUUGUCACUAUAGAAAUAUGAAAUAACAGGCAACUAGACAUCUUUUAAAACAGAACAAGGCUAAGAAUAAUCUGUUGAGAAUGUCUAACAAUGUAUUUACUAUUAAUGAAAGGGUUUGAAAUUGAUUAAACCAUGUUUUGGAUCGAUUGACACUUUUUUACAUAAAUAAAUCCGAUAUAUCAUAGUGAUAUUUCUAGAGUUGAGUGUCAAUCGAUACAUUUUAUACAAUUUAUAUACUUUGUGAUUAAGUACAACCCGUAAUAUAUCAAUAAGCGCUCCCUAAACACGUUUGCUUAGUACUUAAUGUUCUGAAAAUGAUUAUGCCGCGACAAUUGAAAGUCAGUAUCAAUGAAAAUGCUAUAUAUUUCAAAGUGACAACCGAGUGUCAAUCGAGCACGUGUUCAAGUGUUUUAUAUUACAUACAUGUUUUCGUGUCAAAUAUGCACAAUCUUUAAGUGGCCUUCGAUAACUUACCCUUGCAUUUUAUAUAGCAUUAACCUAGGUCGACAAUUAACCAGAUAGAUGUGUUUUCUCCCUUGCAUAUAGACCAGAUUUAAUCGCUCGGCAUACUACACUCCCCACACUCACAUCUUUCAGUAUAAGCUCAUUUAUAAUAUACUGUUGGAUUGUGUUACAUUUGAAAGAUAUUGACCACAACCGAAGUACAGUAAGGACAUAACAUAUGCCAAUGCAAUUCAGUAAACAUGUUAUACUAAAUGCUAUAUGAUUUUCGCGAAACUGAUAUUCUAAAACACCCGGUAAUUCAAAGAGGUUAAAUAUGUCUUUCAUUGCCUUUAAGAUGUCUCGGCCCCAUAUGCCAUAACCCCAUUCUAUAUCUCAAAAGUACAGGGGAUAGAAUGCUCUGCGAACGAAGUAUUUCUGCUCCAUUUCGUUCACAGAAGUUCUAUUAUUACAUUUUAAAACAAUUAAGUCCCAUUAAAAUUCUGAAAGUUAAUAAUUAACAGGAUAUGAAUAUAACUUGUUAUGUCAUAUAGCAUUUUAAUCGUUGUUUGUUUUUACAAAUUUCGGCAGAGCACAAGUGGGUUAUUUGAGAGUAACCUCAAUAUAAAGAUAGUCCGUCAAUAUAAAGAUAGGUAUCGCGAAUAUUUUACGCUAGAUAUGUCACACUUACGGUUAAUUUAUAGCAUAGUAAUAUAACAUCCGGUUACUUUCGCAUGCGAGUAACGGCUGAGUGAACUGCUAAUUUGGGUACUCCGAAGGUAAAGAACGUUUGCUUUAUAAUCACUUAUGGUCAAUGUGAUAUUUGACAUCGUUCUAGAGCAGAAUUUGCAGAUAUAAUUGUCGACGCAUGGGUAGGAAGAAGCACUAAGUAGGUGGGAAUGUCGAAGGCUCAUGGAAACGGCGGUAGUCACUUCCACACGGCCAAAAAAAUUGUCCACAAGAGCGAGGUGGCGAGCUAUAGGAGACCCGGAGAAGAGGAAAUGUGGUAUUUAAUUGAACGUUUCCGUAGACAAUCUCAAAAAUUACCAUUCCGCGUAUUUGUACGUGGUAAAGGAAGACCCGGACUAGGUGAUUUCUCCAGGGCUUAUAGACCUCCCCAAUGCUGACGCGUUAGCGAGUACUAGCGCGACCCGCCGAAGCAAGAAAGUCGCACAGGCUUCCAAAAAUGUGUAACGAAAGGGACUCGCAGUAUACGGCGUUGUACGCAUUAUACAACACUGACGUUAGUGUUAUACGCUAAUUAUGCUAAUAAGCGUUUCCGGACGAGACGAAUGCAAUGAAACUAGCAUCGAUUGAAACUUCGAUUGUCACUAUAGAAAUAUGAAAUAACAGGACACUAGACAUCUUUUAAAACGGAACAAGGCUAAGAAUAAUCUGUUGAGAAUGUCUAACAAUGUAUUUGCUAUUAAUGAAAGGGUUUGAAAUUGAUUAAACCAAGUUUUGUAUCGAUUGACACUUUUUUACAUAAUUAAAUCCGAUAUAUCAUAGUGAUAUUUCUAGAGUUGAGUGUCAAUCGAUACAUUUUAUACAAUUUAUAUACUUUGUGAUUAAGUAGAACCCGUACUAUAUCAAUAAGCGCUCCCGAAACACGUUUGCUUAGUACUUAAUGUUCUGAAAAUGAUUAUGCCGCGACAAUUGAAAGUCAGUAUCAAUGAAAAUGCUUUUUGUUUCAAAGUGACAACCGAGUGUCAAUCGAGCACGUGUUCAAGCCGUUUUAUGUUACAUACAUGUUUCAUAUCAAAUAUGCACAAAAUUUAAGUGGCCUUCGAUAAAUUACCCUUGCAUUUUAUAUAGCAUUAACCUAGGUCGAUAAUUAACCAGAUAGAUGUGUUUUCUCCCUUGCAUAUAGACCAGAUUUAAUCGCUCGGCAUACUACCCUCCCCACACUCACAUCUUUCAGUAUAAGCUCAUUUAUAAUAUACUGUUGGAUUGUGUUACAUUUCAAAGAUAUUGACCACAACCGAAGUACAGUAAGGACAUAACAUAUGCCAAUGCAAUUCAGUAAACAUGUUAUACUAAAUGCUAUAUGAUUUUCGCGAAACUGAUAUUCUAAAACACCCGGUAAUCCAAAGAGGGUAAAUAUGCCUAUCAUUGCCUUUCAGGCAAUCCGUUUCAAAAGUCUUGGGACUCGACAGAUGCCACAAAACCUUUGAAUUUCACUGAACAAACGUCAUUCCCCCCCCCGGUCCCUGCUCAAUGUUGUGUCCCAUUUCUCGUCAGGUUUGAUGUGUUUUGGUGGGAGCAACAUUGAUUUGGGUGGGGGGGAGGGGGAGGGGAGCGGUAUUAUGUGUAAAAAACUGUAAUGAUCCACUUACAAUCUUAAACUACAUGUGUCCCAACAACUUCUGAAAGUGAUUGUAGACACAACCAGCGGUUAUAUUUGAAUCAGAUUCAGAUUAAACUGAACUAAAGAACUUCACAAUUUUGAACACGUUAUAAACUUGCAAACAUGGCUUCCCAAUUAUGUGUUGAAUAAUUCAAGCAAUGUUGUCAUGUGAUUAUACCGGAAAUAAUACCCGGAAGUUAAUAAUAUGUUAAGUUGAUUAUGAUUAAUUUAAUUCAAAAUUGUACUAUUUCACUAAGAAUUGUCGUGACAAAAAUUUAAUAAUUAUAUUGAAUUUCAACAAAUUGUAUUUUUGUGCUUUUCUCCCUUAUUAAACAGUUUGAUUAAAGAAGAUAAAUAAUUAAUAAGUAAUAGAACGAAUUAAGUCGUACUAUUAAUGCCAUAAUCAUACUCGUGAUUAACAAAUCAACCUCCCGCUACGCGGUCGGUUGAUUUUGUAAUCACUCGUAUGAUUAUAGCUUUAAUAGCACUCCUAUUCGUUCUAUUACCUUCAUUAAUUGCACUCUCCAGGAGUCCGUGAUGGCUGGGGGGAGCGGGAAAUCAAAACAACAAAAUCCAAUAUGGCGGCGAAAUUUAAAUAUGUAUUUAUAACAAUGUGGACGAAUUUAACUAAAUUUUGGCACAAUAAUGAGUUUAAAAAACAUUGUGUAGCAAAAAGAGCCUGUGAAAAAUACCUUGAAACAGUCUUAAGAAGUAAUAUCGGCGGGAUGCAGCGAAACGUGACUAUGUACUGUAAGCUGGUAAUACAAUUUAUAAAGAUUUUUUUACUCUAAAAUAUGUUGUUUGAGUUUGAAUCUUGUGUUCUAGCAAGUCGUGCAAUUAACGAUUAACACUACUCGUGAUAUUUGAAAAAUGUGCCAAAUUGCACUCGCCUUCGCGCAGGGGCGGAUCUAGGGGUCGUCAAACCAGUCACGCGACUAAUGUAAAAAUUGCAAACUUAAUUAAAGUCUUAAAUAUUCGACCAAUAGUCCAGUUAUUUUUCAUCAUGCAGCGACACCUUAUAAUAGUCCAGUAUCUAUUAUCAUGCAGCGGUAGCAAUUAACAUUCCAAUCGAACUGUUGUCCAGUGAUCAAAUUUCAUACAAUGGUUGAGCCGACGAGCUUAGUCAAGUCAAUGAGCAGCUGACAUACGCAAAGUCGGUCAGUCAAAAAGUCAAAAUUCAGUGUUCUGAUUGGUCUAGACACUUAUUGCCAUGGAAACAAGCGAUUUUUUGUGAUUUUGACUGAUCUGUGGGGAGUUCUGACCGAUUUACAAAAAUCAGGGGCGCCCAUGCAUUAGUCGGAAUAUCAUUAAUAUUUGACGCGUGGUAAAGUCUUUCCUAGCGCGCGCUCAUUCGAAGUGUCAUGUUGUAGCUUUGUCGAAAGAUUCAAUUUAAAGAUAUCUACGGAAAAUUCGGAAAUGUCUGCUGCUCCAGAAUCCAGUCCUUGUAGUAUUCACGAAACGGUUCAAUCCGCAUUUGCGGUGAAUGAUUUAGCUGUCUUACAAGACUGUUGCGCUGAUCUUGGGAGGAAAAAUAAAUCAACGCUAAAUAUCGGAGAGUUCCAUUCAGUGUCAGAGCAGUUGCUAAGCGGCGUAAGCGCCACGAAUAGCACGAACUACAGUUUGACUGUUUGAGUAGAAGUAUUGGCGCCCAGAUCUUUAUUCUGAAGUGCAAUAAGGUAAAUUUAAUCAUGUGAUAUGUAAGUUUUAUUUCGUUUUAGACAGCAUAAGAAUAUUUAUAAGCGAACAAGAUGCGCGCCAUGCAUAUGUAAAAUUGUAACUUGACUCAACAAGGCUAUUAGGCAACAAAAAUGAGUGUAGUAAUAUCAUGAGACAGUUAAACAUAAUACUAGCAAUCCGUAAUUUGAUAAAAUGAAACUUCUUCCACAAUUAUCAGUUUAUCACAUUUCUGCAAGUACUUCUCCUUUACUUUUUCCUAAGGAGCGAGUUGUGAGAGUCAGUCAUACUGAUAGUUGCUAUAAUUAUCUCCCAUUUCAUGAAGUUAAUUUUUUGUUGAAUCUGCUUUCUGAGUGAUGCAAAUUGCGUUUCUGAGGUUUAAAAAUAUAACAAUUCCUGGGGGACAGACCCCCCUAGGUGCCUCGGGCAUUCGCCGCUCGCAAAACUAGACUGUACAUCCGAAAACUUUGACUAACGUACGAAAAAUCCUGGAUCCGCCCCUGCCUUCGCGGCUCGUGCAAUUUUACUAAAUUGGCACAUUUUUCAAAUAUCCGAUCACGUACUCGUAGUGUUAAUCAUUAAUUGCAUUCCUUCCCGUGUGAUUACCUAUACUAAUUGACAUGGGCGAAAUAAAUUUUAAAAUAAAAGAUGGCGUCAAUUUUGAACCAUCGUUGAAGAUUGUAUUUUUAUUGGCAAUUUUGCGCUAUUAUUUUAAUUUUUAAUUUGCGAAAUGCAUUUAAAAAGUAGUUACUUGUUUAAAACCAAACUGAAAUAAAGCUAAAACUAAAUAAUCUUUAAAGAGGCGCCAAAACAUUAAAUAUUUGAAACGCUUUUCGCUGGAAAUGUGCGACAUGAAAAAAAAAAUUUGAAAGUUGCUAUAAUUUACGAAUUUUUAUUAAUUUCAGAGUGCAGGAAAAUAACAGAAUCUGGAAAGACAGCAACCUGUCACGAGCUCGAGAUUGCUAUUGGAUGUCGAGCAAGUGGUGUGCGUGGAUGUAAAGCAAGCCAAACGUUUGACGCACAAGGAUGCACCGUAAAUAAAGACAGCUGUGAUGAAGAUUUUGUGAUGACACCAAGGGAUAACGCAGUAGUGACGGCAGUGUGCUGUAAACGAAAUUCUGUACGACUACAAUUAUAAUUAAAACUUGGCUGCAGUUCCUUGGGAACACUGGAAUUUUAAUUACAUGGCAAUGAUAUUAACCAAACUUUAGCAACCUACGUUACCAAUAUAGGUAUAGCUUUUCCUUGAUUAGAAAUUAUUCUUUAGAC